AGGUUGAGGAAGGAGUGUGAGUGAAACUAUGAGAAUGACUAGGUCACUUCCUUCUACUGAUGUCAGUCGUAUUAAUACCAAGUCUUUAACUCUUCUUGUUUCUUCCUCUAUCAAUCUGUAACGCUACACAACCAAAAUAAGAACAAUUUAUUACAUUUUUCUUAAUAUUAUUAAUUUUACAUUGCUGUCGUGCCUCUGAAGGUUUACCACUGAACUCCUCUCCUUGUACUCUCGUUUUUGUCUCCCUUACAUUCGGCUAUAACACGCUCCUUCCUGCCGCCUCGCCAAUUAUUAUAUUAAAAAUCUCUCUUAACAUCCUUAACGGAAAGGAGUGGGCACAAUAAACAAAGUGUGAAGACAACCUCUCGUCGCAUCACCUCGUCCGUCUGCCUUAAAUAUAACUUGUUAUACUGAUGAGAGUUUAAUUCCAUUGUUAAUUAGUUAGUCUUCUUCUUCUUCUUGCUACCAGGCUUUUUUUUUUUACUCGUUUCCAACAAUCGGAUUUCAGCCGUUUUCUACUUCGGACAGCAAUAUGGAUGUUAUCGAAGCAAUAGGAAAACAUGAUUUCCACGCGUCGUCCCCGGAUGAACUGAGUUUCAAACGAGGAGAUUAUCUCCAGAUUAUUGAUAUGGAAACUGACCCAAAUUGGUAUCGUGCUCAAAUGAAAGGCAACACAGGCUAUAUACCAAACAAUUAUAUUGAAAUUAUUCAUAAAGACAAUUGGUUGAUGUUAGACGUUACGCGGCAAGAGGCAGAAAGAAUGCUUUUGGCUAAGAAUAACAACAUGCAGUAUGUCAAUGGUGAUGGUGCCUUCCUUGUGAGGAAAGGUCGACAAGAAGGAGAACAUAGUUUGUCUGUCAAAUACAUGUGUGAAGUACAACAUUUCAAAAUAUACAAACAGAAUGAUGGUCAUUUUAUAUGGGAGUCAGAUAAAUUCCCAACACUUGGAGCUUUAGUGAAUUUUUACAAAUCAUCAUCUGUAAGCCGAAGCCACCACAUAACCCUUAAAGAAAUUGUUAAAGAACAGAAAGUAAAAGCACGUGGAAUCUAUGAAUUUAAUGCUCGAGGAAAUGAUGAAUUAAGCUUCAAAAAAGGAGAAGUAAUUGAUAUUCUUGAUCAGCAUGACCUUCACUGGUGGACAGCCCAGAAUUCGAACAAUCAAACAGGCCUGAUUCCUGCUACUUAUGUGGAAGUAAUAUAAUUACUUUAUCAUCAUAUACACCAGUUCCCAAAAUAAACAAUUCUUCCUGUUUGUUAUUCUGUCUAGGAAGAAUGAUUAGCAAAGACCAAGCAAAACAAAAAAACAAAAAAACAUGCAUACCUCAUACUUAUAUGUAUGUAUGUUUAUGCAUAUAUAUAUAUUAUAUACAUAUCUGUGUAUAUGUAUAUUAUAUAUACGUAUAUAUAUAUAUAUAUAUAUAUAUAUAUAUAUAUAUAUAUAUAUAUAUAUAUUAUAUAUAUACUUAAACACAUAUAUAGUUUCUAGCUUCUAUGAAAGAUUGCUGAAAAUCACUGUGUCCAAAUUCUCGGUUACUUGCAUGAAACCAAGGUACAGAAGUAACUAAAGGCACUAGGGAUACACAUACACACACACACACACAUUCACAGACUGUCACUCAGAUACUAUGAUUUUAAUAUCUCUGGUUCAUCUUUCAGCCUAAAACAUGCAGGUGAUCAAACUGCUGGUUUCUGAUACUGUCUUAAUAUCAUUUCUGAUACUGUCUAAUAUCAUUUUAAAUAGUGGUAGAUGCCGGGACUAUCUAUAAAUAAACAAUAUAUGCUAUCUUCCCUUUACCCUUUCCUUCUUUCCCCAACUGGCAUCAACAUUACUGCAAUUCUUCAAUUCUCUCAGCAGAACAAAUUGAGAUUCUAACUUCUUCACAAAUAGAAAGGAGUUAGAAUAAUCAUUUAUUGAUAGCAGUUUUGUAAGAGCUAGUAUUUCUGAACAGUUGUUUUAUUUAACAGACACUGCUCACUAAUUCUUUUGUUUUUUUUUUUAGCUUAAAUUGAUUAUUCAUUGGUCUUAUGUUUUCAAUAUGUAAAGAACUGAAUUAUAAUUUAAUUAACUUCAUUUUCUUUUCAAUAUAUAUAUGUAUAUAUGUAUCUAUAUGUAUAUAUGUAUGUAUGUAUGUAUAUAUAUAUGUUUAUGUAU
Messenger RNA from Octopus bimaculoides (California two-spot octopus), 2152 nucleotides. RefSeq names its product sex muscle abnormal protein 5. NCBI's taxonomy places the organism in Eukaryota, Metazoa, Mollusca, Cephalopoda, Octopoda, Octopodidae. The record is from RefSeq and is a predicted model, not a curated record. Gene Ontology annotation, molecular function: protein binding.